Messenger RNA from Penicillium subrubescens, 2283 nucleotides. Its product is annotated as Zn(II)2Cys6 transcription factor. Gene Ontology annotation, cellular component: nucleus. Bases 1 to 2283 code for a protein of 760 amino acids. The transcript is spliced from 4 exons. NCBI's taxonomy places the organism in Eukaryota, Fungi, Ascomycota, Eurotiomycetes, Eurotiales, Aspergillaceae. The record is from RefSeq and is a predicted model, not a curated record. Gene Ontology annotation, molecular function: zinc ion binding; DNA-binding transcription activator activity, RNA polymerase II-specific; RNA polymerase II cis-regulatory region sequence-specific DNA binding. Gene Ontology annotation, biological process: DNA-templated transcription; regulation of transcription by RNA polymerase II.
AUGGAAAUCUCUCCCUCGCGCAAGCGGCCACGCCCAGUAGUCUCCUGUCUCCGAUGCAGAGAGAAGAAAUUGAAAUGCGACCGGGCUGCGCCAUGUCAGAACUGCUGCAAAGCGGGUUGUCGCGCUGAAUGCACCUACAAUCAACAUCCGUCCAGCGGCUCUGUUCCCAAGGCAAAGCGAGUUCGCAUACCUACCGAGGGAUAUGAGACUGAUCAGCCAAGUCAAUCGCAGCCAAGUCAAUCGCGACUUGGAACGGGCAUCAUCGAAGAUCUGCAGCAACGUGUUGUCAAAUUAGAGGAACUCCUUGCUGUUCGUCCCCCUGCCCAUGCCGGCAAUUUUGGACCGAUGAGAGAUGCGCCUGUUCAGAGUUCGUGGCCCCAAUCUGACUCUACAAUUUCCACCUCGCCUUUUCUUGGGACUCUGGUGGUCAAAGGGUCGCGGACUCGUUAUCACGGGCAGAACAAUCGCAUUACACUUCUCAAUCAGUUCCCCGACGCGAAAGCGUUUAUCAAUCAUUGCUCUGAAGACUCUGCUCUCGUGGGGCUGGCCAAAGAAGUCCAAUUUUUGCAAUCCAAGUCACUGGUACCAAUCAACUCCCCAGAGUCUCUGUCUGAGUUACAGAGCUUCCCUGAGCUACAGAAUAUCUUCACUUCUCUUCCUCCCAAAGCAACCUGUGAUAAGCUGUUGGAGGUUUACACCACCAACUGUGAGAAGACCCUCAGAGUCAUUCACAUUUCCUCUUUUCUUCGCCAGUACAAUACUUUCUGGGAGGAUCUUAGCCAUCAGUCUGCAUCUAAUUCUGCACCUCUUCUGACGGCGGUUCUGACCGUCGCUAUCUCCUUUGAUCCUCAACCAUCUACCCCGGAGGAAUCAUCAUCCUGGGACUAUCUGAAACAAGAUGCCCCUAAGUCACUACAAGCUUGGUUGGCUAAACUGCCUCGAAAGCAGCGGAUUGAACUGUCCACACUACAGACUGAAACACUUUUAUUGCUCUCCCUUCAACUCCGUCUUGUUUCCGCAGAAGAGUUGUGGAAAGCUAGUGGCUCCCUUGUCCGCUCGGGCAUGGUGAUGGGGUUGCAUGUUAAUCUCUCUCAGUCCACCAAUCUAUCUUUUUAUCAAGCGGAGUGUCGCCGCCGACUUUGGAUCACCAUUGUUGAGCUGGAUCUCCAAAUCUCUAUCACAUCUGGCAUGCCAGUCAUGACUCCGGAACUGGACUUUGGACCUCUUACACCAUCCAACCUCAACGAUGUCGACUUUGAUGAGUUCACCCCGGAGCCGCCAUUCCCCUCCUCCUUAAGUGAGAAGACCGACUCUCUGGCGCAAAUAACUCUCGCUACUUCAUUGGCCCAUCGAAUCAGAGUGAUGAACAUAGUACAACGGACGAGCCCGCGUGAUAAUCUCGGUGAACGCGUCAAGCAAGCUCAAAGGCUUGAGAAAUACAUUUCUGAUGUUCCAUCUCAACUGAGACCAAAUCAAGACACGGAAAGCACACAUCCCGCAUUUGUUUUGAAUCACGUCCUCCUGGACACAUUUCUUCGUCGUCCUCUACUUUGCCUCCUUCGCCCUGUCAUCAUCCACGCCCAAACCCCUCAGGACCAUCCAUCAUUUCAUGAGAUACGUGGGCUCUGUCUUGAUUCCUCCCUUGCCCUUCUUUCUUACCAAGAUUACUUUGAUCCUCACUUUGCCGAUCCCGAUGUGACCAAUUCAAACGCCUACUGGGAUAUCUUCCACACAUUCUGUCAACAUGACAUCUUAUGGGCAGCUCUCAGCGUGUGCGAGCAUAUGAGACUAUCUUCCAUCAUAUCAUCAACUCCAUCGCCUGCGGACAUUACCACAGAUACAGUCGGUUCCCGUCAUCAAACCCCCAGCAAGGCUAGCCUGACCCGGCUCAUCGAAAACACACUUGACAGCUUUACGCGUCGAGUCCACCACAGAGGAAGCAACGUCAAAGACCUCAUACUGCUCACCACUGUUCUUCAAUCUGUACGCGCUCGUGGAUCAGCGCAGCAAAGAGAGCGUUUGAUGCUACAAGGAGCGAAGAACACCCUAACUGCCUGCCGCCAGCAUCUUCAGAGUAUUCCAUCUGAUAUGGCAGAGUUGGGACGAACGAUCCAGUCUGCCGAUGCCCUGACUCUACCACAACCCACCGGGCAACUGCUAUCCACCCCUCAGUCCCAGAUACCCGACAUCAUGCAACUGCCGCACGACCUCACGACCGAUUUUGACAACUUCGUCGGCGAUCUAUUCUCUUUUGAUGAUGGAUCAUUUAUGUGGAAUAUAUGA